AUGGAUGCUAUUUGGAAAUCGUGUUUUGAGUUGAACAAUGAGAUGAUUAUCACAGCCGACGGUCGUCGUGUUUUCCCCACUUUGGAGUACGAUAUCAAAGGAUUAGACCCACUGAAAUACUACUCAAUGUACAUGCAUUUCGAUUUCGUCGACGACAUGAAGUAUAGAUUCAUCAAUGGAAACUGGACAGAAUCUCCGUCAACUGAAGAGAAAGGAGUUCCACGGCGAGUAGUUCAUCAUCAUGGACUACAACUUGGUCAGAAUUGGAUGGAUCGACCACUCAGCUUUGAUCAGAUUAGAAUAACAAAUCGCAAAUCAAAUGAACAGACGAAGGGACCAUCAUUCGUCCAUCUCUACACUCAACACAGAUACAUCCCGGUUCUGACAAUCUACGAAGGAGACCAGAUUGUCCACGUCUCCAAGAUUGACUACACUGGAUUCAUAACUGUGACGUCAUAUCAUAGUGCUGCACUGAACGAAUUCAAAACCAAUAGCAAUCCAUACGCGACGGGAAGUCGGCUAGAUCGUCGUCAGAAGCGAUCAUUGGCUUCAGGAGAAACGGAAAGCAGCUCCUUAUCAUCAUCUAAAAAGAUGAAAAAAGAACCAGCUUCCCCAACUCCAUCUACAUCUGAUUCAUCUGUUCCCCCAAUUCCUUCUCCAACUGGGGCAUUCCCAUUCCCAUUCAUGCCAAUGUUCCCAACUGGUCUCUUUCAACCAGAUCUCUUCCUCCAACAAGUUCAACUUUUCUCUCAAAUGACCCAACCUAUGUUAAUCAACCCAUUCUUUCCAUUAACUCUCUUCCCAACUCCCCCAAUCUCUCCCCCAAUCACUCCUGAAUCACCGUCUCAAAUUGUGACUUGUCAAGUCAAGAGUGAGCCGGCUGAGCCAUUAAAAAACGAUGUGACUAUUGAUGUUUAA
Molecule: messenger RNA, 918 nt
Organism: Caenorhabditis remanei
Lineage: Eukaryota; Metazoa; Nematoda; Chromadorea; Rhabditida; Rhabditidae
Exons: 3
Coding region: 1-918 (305 amino acids)
Biological process (GO): regulation of transcription by RNA polymerase II; positive regulation of DNA-templated transcription; cell fate specification
Cellular component (GO): nucleus
Molecular function (GO): RNA polymerase II cis-regulatory region sequence-specific DNA binding; DNA-binding transcription factor activity, RNA polymerase II-specific
Source: RefSeq, a predicted model, not a curated record